This is a messenger RNA of Pygocentrus nattereri (red-bellied piranha), 3037 nucleotides long. RefSeq names its product serine/threonine-protein kinase/endoribonuclease ire-1-like. The transcript is spliced from 10 exons. Gene Ontology annotation, cellular component: IRE1-TRAF2-ASK1 complex. Gene Ontology annotation, biological process: intrinsic apoptotic signaling pathway in response to endoplasmic reticulum stress; innate immune response; protein phosphorylation. The coding region runs from base 1012 to 2568 and encodes 518 amino acids. The record is from RefSeq and is a predicted model, not a curated record. Lineage: Eukaryota; Metazoa; Chordata; Actinopteri; Characiformes; Serrasalmidae. Gene Ontology annotation, molecular function: protein serine/threonine kinase activity; ATP binding; RNA endonuclease activity.
UCCUGUGGCCACUGAUGAAGGACUAGAGGAUGACCAACACAAGCUGCAGCAGCAGAUGAGCUGUCGUCUCUGACGUUACAUCUACAAGGUGGAGCGACAAGAUAGCAGUGUCUAUUAGAGUGGACAGUGAGUGGACACAGUGGUUAAAAACAAGAUAUUUGACCUUGAAUUGCAGUGGAGUUAAAGUAAAUCGCCGCCCGAAAUAGAAACAUUUCAGUUGAAACAACAGGCGACUUCAAAGCUUUAAACUAUCUUCCCGCUUCUGCGUGUCUGAGCAGUCACGGGUUUUCCUUCAAACCGUUGGCUAAUUCAUAAAUGAGACGGAGGUAAUUCACACUUGUGAUUGGCCAAUGCAAUUUGAGUGCCAGAUCUGUUCUAUGAUUGGCUGAUGCGAGAAAUGAUUGACAGCGUCUCCGACCAUUCGUUACGCUCACUGGUUCUCCGGGCUGCGGCCACACGUUCUUGGUUUCAGCCGUUGUGGACAGUCAGGCUGCAGUUCCCGGAUAGUAUUGGACACUAACUCCUCUCUGCUUCGAGGUAAAAGUGAUGAUUUUAUGAGCUGUGGGGUUUUAUGUUUUGGGGCGACGCUGGGUUGAAUUUGAUCGGUCGUAGACGCCUGUUUAUGCUGUAAAAUGGAUCAAUUUAUUCUGGCACUAAACCUCUAUUUUAGAGUCUAAUCAUGGUUGAACUUCAGUCUUUUUGCUCCAGUAUUUUAAAGCUCGAUUAAGAGUUAAAUUAAGAGCUGAGGAGGAGUUUAAACCGUGGCGGAGAGAUGGAGCUGAAGACCGAGCCGAGCUGAAUCUCUGAGACUUCACUUUCAUUUCUUUUUCCCGGACUCUGUUCCAGUCCAGUCCGCGGAUCCACUGGACGGUGAUGAAGCUCUGCUGCGCUCCGCUUGCCUGCUCAGACAUCUGGUAGUUGAGCUCGUUAUUUUGUAAAAGGAGAAUAAAACGACGAACUGUUGGCGAAAGUGACCCCAGUAGCUGAUUUUAUAGAAACUGAACACAAAAGAUGGAUAUUGAUUGUUCUCUUGUGGACCGUGAAAGAGCGGAGCUUAUCCAGCGUGUUUCUUUAGUAAUGCCGGUGGCUGAUGUGCUGAAGUCAAAGGGAAUGUUAAGUAAUGAGGCAUUUUCGGAGAUUGCUGCAGAAAAGACCCCCCAGGCACAGAUGAGAGCGCUUUACAGGCAUUUGGAUUGUGGAGGACAUGCAGCAAAAACUACUUUUUACCAUGCACUGAAGGACCAGAAUCGUUUCCUUAUUGAAGACUUGGAGAGAACAUUCAAAAAUGGAGAGACAUCACAUAACAGACAGGAACCUAGCGAAAUAAGUGUGGAGGUGGAGGAACCCCAGAACCUUGAAACAAUAUGGCAUAAAUCCAGCGAGAAAUGGCAGAGAGAUUUAACGGAUCUCCUUAAGGAUUCUGAUCGGCAGAGCGUCGGAAAUGGGAAACUCUUCCUGUGCACAAAGACCAACAAAUACAAAAUAGGAGCAGGAGCUGAUGGUACCAUAGUUUACCUUGGAAUAAAAGCAGAUGGUACUGAGGUAGCCAUCAAACGAAUGGUCAAGGCCAACAAUGAACAACUGAAAAAUGAGAUAUCACAUCUCCGUCUCCUUGAGAGCAAAUACAUAGUCAGAUAUGUGGAUUUUGUUGAAGGUGAAGAUUUUAAUUACCUUGCUCUCCAGCUUUGUGAAUACGAUUUGGAAAAAUACAGGAAAGAAAAACUUCAUGAAAAAGGAGAAGAGGACAAAAUGAAGGUUUUAAAGAAAUUGGCAAGGGAAGUGCUUCUUGGGUUACAGGUUGUCCACGACGCUGGUAUGAUUCACCGAGAUAUAAAACCCAAUAAUGUUCUGAUAGAUGUGGAAGGUAAAGCGAGGCUGGCUGACUUUGGCAUAAGCCGCAUACUAGACGGAGGUGAAAGCACCAGGUGCACCUCAAGAGUGGGUACUGAAGGCUGGGAGGCAGCAGAGAUACUGGAGAAUGAGGAAGAAAAAAAAUGCGCCUAUAACAAGAAAACUGACAUACAGGUGGCUGGAAUGUUACUGCAUUACAUUCUCUCGGAUGGGUUUCAUCCCUUUGGCAAACAUAUUUUUCGAAUGGCAAAUAUUGCAAAUGGGAAAUACUCACUUCAUGAGAAGAUUGAAAAGGAUGUGGAAGCCAAAGACCUGAUUGAGGGGAUGCUUCCAAAAGAUCCAGAAAAGAGACUGAAGAUUGAAGAGGCCGUAGAUCAUCCUUAUUUCUGGGAUGAUCACAGGAGAAAUGCAUUUUUGAGGGACGUUGGAGAUGUGGAAGCUGUUCAGAGAUUCAGAAAUGUAGAUAAAAGCAUCGCGGAGGUUGUGGCUACAUAUACUACCUUUUCUGGAUGGAAAUCUAAGAUUUCUGAAGUUCCCCAGAUAAAACCUCCUGACAAAAACCUUCCAGAUGAUUUACUUGGCCUGCUACGUCAUCUGCGUAACUUACUGGUGCACAACAAAAAAGCUUUUGACGACAACAACAUGUUUAAAGAUCUGUUCCCGGACUUCUUCAUCAGUGCACACAAGCUGGCGAAGACGAUGGGUUGGAUUGCUUGAGGGCCCCUCAUGAGAAGAUGCACUGAUGAAAUGCAAUUAUAAUUCUGCAGCUUCUGUUUUAUAUUCCAGAUUUUUUUAUAUUUUAGCAUAUAUGGCAACUAUUGCAUAUGUCCCAUAAUCAGGGAGCUUCACAUUCAAAUCAUUUUACAGUUACAUAACUGUAAAUGGAUUAUUCAUUGAGUGGUACAGUAUAGAAAGCAGGGUUCAAAGGGACAAAGAAACCUCACGAUAAGUUAAGCAGACGCCACUGUACUCAGCGUCCUAGAUACUGAGGGCCCAAUCCCAUUUCUUAUUUUUUCCCCUACCCCUUGUAGUGGAUGAAAUCUUCCCCGUAUGAAAUGAGACAACCUUUCAAGAACCGGAUACGAAGGAGACUGAAAAGCAUCGGCGCUCGCGAUUCAAUCACAACUUCAGUUUUACACACUAAUCAAUCAAACGAGUCACUGAAUAAAAAAAAGAGCACAAACAA